Molecule: messenger RNA, 2090 nt
Organism: Oncorhynchus masou masou (cherry salmon)
Lineage: Eukaryota; Metazoa; Chordata; Actinopteri; Salmoniformes; Salmonidae
Gene: brd7
Product: bromodomain containing 7
Exons: 17
Coding region: 81-1973 (630 amino acids)
Biological process (GO): regulation of transcription by RNA polymerase II
Cellular component (GO): nucleus
Source: RefSeq, a predicted model, not a curated record
CAAUCGAUUGCUAUCCCUUCCAGGAGAGAAAACAAAGAACUUGGUUGUCAGCAAGCGUAAAGAUUCAAACCAUAUAAAUAAUGGGCAAGAAGCAUAAAAAGCACAAGUCUGAAAAGUAUGAAGAGUACGGGGAGAGACCACUUAAAUUGGUUCUGAAGGUUGCUGGAAAUGAGGUGACAACUGGAAGCUCGAGCUUUGAAAACACAUUUGACGAACAUCCAGAUUUAGAGAAACACAAGGACAAGAAAAAGAAGAAGAAAAAGGAUAAGGAAAGGAACGAUAACAUGUCACCAGUUGAUAAAAAGAAAAAGAUGACAAAGAAGAAGAAGGGACAGGACGCUGAUACAGACUGGGAUGAUAGGGAGGCGAGCAGGACCCCUAUCCGUUCAGAUCUGGCAUCCUCUUUGAAUAAAGUGGAAGAGAAAGAACUGACCCCACUGCAGGAAGCAUUGAGUCAGCUCAUCAGACAGCUCCAAAGGAAAGACCCAAGUGCGUUUUUCUCGUUCCCUGUGACUGACCUUAUCGCUCCUGGCUACUCCACGAUCAUCAAGCGGCCCAUGGACUUUGGCGCAAUGAAGGAGAAAGUCAAGAAUGAGUAUUACCAGUCACUAGAGGAGCUCAAGGUGGACUUCAGAAUCAUGUGUGAGAAUGCCAUGAUCUACAACAAGCCAGAGACCAUUUACCACAAAGCUGCCAGGAAGCUGCUCCACUCUGGCAUGAAGAUCCUCCGUCCGGAGAGGCUUGAGAGCCUGAGGCAGAGUAUUGAGUUCAUGGCUGACCUAGAGAACCCAGCCAACCGGUCAAGUAAGACUGGAGAGGUGGGGAACUCAAGCAUGGACCAGUGUAAAGACGGCCCCGGCCCCAGCCCCACAGAUCCUAGCGAGACUACCCAGUCUGCACCAAACACUCCCAGGAAAGACAACGACUCCAAAGACGAAGUGUCCAAGGUCGUCAGUCAGGCAGAGAAGGAGCUUGAGGAGAUCCGCAAGCUCAUUGACGAUUCAGGAGGCAAACUGUCCAACAGAGGGCUGGAGAGUGAGCUGGACUUUGAGAGGAGAAAGUCUGAUGGUUCCACCACACUGGCAAUCCUGAACCCAGUCGACCUUGUGGCUGGAGAUGUGGGCUACUGCCCUGUGAAGCUGGGCAUGAUGUCCAACCGGCUGCAGAGUGGCAUCAACACCCUGCAGGGCUUUAAGGAGGACAAGAGGAACAUGGUCACACCAGUAUUGUACAUGAACUAUGGUCCGUACACCUCCUACGCGCCCGCCUACGACUCGAGCUUCGCCAACAUCGGGAAAGAGGACUCUGACCUGAUCUACUCCUUCUAUGGAGAGGAAGCCAGCCUCCAGGGAUCUGAGAGCCUCUCGGAGUUCCUGUCCAAAUCGGAGGAGCACAUGUACAAACUGGCAGACAACCUCCUGGACGCGUUGACUAACGGGGAGCACUCCAAAACCCUGAGAGAGACCCGUCCAGGUGAGCAAGGCCCAACAGAAACAGCUGAGACUGGAGACAAGGACAUGGAGGUGGUUGAUCCGGAGGCCAGCAAGCAGACUGAAAGCAGACUAGCCUCCCUGGGCUCUGUGGUCGGCCUGGACCUCCAGACUCCACCGGACCUCCUCUCUGAGGAGGCCCAACACUUCCAGCAGAAGUUGGAUGAGACUACAAAGCUCCUCCACGAGCUGCAGGAAGCGCAGAGGGAACGCUUGAGUGUCAAGCAGCCCCCCAACAUCAUCUGCCUGCUAGCCCCAACUACCAAGGAGCUGCAACUGGCUGAGAAGGUGACUGGUAACCUGGCCCAACUGACCAGUCAGGUGGCUCCAGGAGAUGUGAGCAGUGUGUACGGGAUCAGGAGGGCCAUGGGCAUCGCUAUACCCCUAGAGGCAGAUGAACCACUCAUAGACCUCACCACAGUUGAUGCUGAGCCAAUGGACACCUUGCCUGAAGUUCAGCAGAUUCCAGUCAUCGCAGUAUAAUGGAAUUUCACAGCAACCAUCCUCCAAUCUCUGUUGUAGUGUUCAAAAAGGUUCUUUGUUUGCAUUUCUUUUAAACCUUUUUAUAUAUAAAGCCAUUUGGCACCUUAUCCAUUCUGA